Amoebophrya sp. A25 is the source of this 3283-nucleotide messenger RNA. The record is from the annotation of a GenBank genome assembly. Lineage: Eukaryota; Dinophyceae; Syndiniales; Amoebophryaceae.
CUUGCACUUGCCGGAAAGACGCGCAACAUGGACAAGCAGGCGUGCAAGCCCCAUUGGGUCAGUUACAGUUACGCUUACGGGCAGCUUUUAUCCAUCUUGCCGGGCAUCUUGGUGCCCUUUUCCCUUGUAUUCUCUUGAAGUGUCAAAAGGUAAAAGACGCCAAAAAGAUGAGGGGGCCGAGCUAAAUCUUCGCAAGCGCGGGUGAAGUCAGUGACGCCGGAGGGCUUUGCUACGACCACCUAGCCCGUCUCUUACUUGACAGCGAAGCAGGUGCUUGGCUUCAAGGACUGGCCGCGGCUCCGUCCGCCUUAAGGGAGCAAAGGUUGACGACGUUACCUAGCGCUAACUAGUAGGGUUCUAAGCGUGGUGGCAGACAAAGUAGUAGACUGAACUAGAACACGCCGCAAGGGCAGCGCAGCUGCGCGCUUGAGCUGGUUUGGGCGAGAAUGUUGUGUGGGAGGGAACAGCUUCGGCUUCGGUCUUUUCGCUUCGCUUGGGAGCCGCGCAUCCUACACGCGGCGCUACUGUUCAGUGGUAGUAGUUCACUUCAAACCCAAUCGCUUCACUUCGUGCUCGCUUCUCUUCAAAUGCUUCGCAUUCAGUAGCUGCAUUCACUUCACCCCUUCGACGCUCCAACCCUUUUCGCCUUCCCUCCCCUCCCUGGCCCGCUUAGGUAUGGGCACCACUCUCGGUCGCCCGCGUUCUCGUUUGGUCUCCUUGCCUCGUUUUGCGGAGCCGUUGCUCCGACUUCGCCUUGUCGGUCGCCUUCUGACCGGGCGCGAACGUCCACUCAAUCGGCCUCGAUUUCGUUCCCUCUUUUGUCCUCCCUUCGCACUUAGCUCAUAGGACCCUUGUGCAGCGGCCUUUCUCGUGCUGCAAGUUCCAACUGUUUCCAGCUUUGCACUCGGGUUUUGUGGGCUAGUCUGGAGUGCUGGCCAGCAGGCAAGACCAUCACUCUCGCACGCUGUUCCAUUCGUCAGCCUUCUCGGUCAAACUAGUAGACUAGCGCUGCUUACUCGGUAGACUGGAGUACGUAAGCAAGUAGCUGACGAAAAUCUGCAAGAUACUGAGGGAGAGUCAUUAGCCUUGUGAAGUUGUCCCCCUUAUUUCACUCUUGUUCUUCGUAUAACUAGAAGUAGAAGUGCCAAGUCUAAUGAUGGUAGUAAGUGCCUUGGAAGUGGUUUGGCUAUGCCAUCCUUGGGAUUAGGCUAAUUAGCGUCGGCACCAACAUGGCGAAUAAGUAAUCCGUGCCAGGUGCUGACGUAAAUGCUCUAUCUACAUACGCUCCAGGGCUCAGGGCUAGAGCCCCCCCCUGAUCUAGGGUGGCGGCGGGAAGGCGCUAGCCUCGGGCCCUUUUCCUGGAGGACUGCCGGGCGAGAAGGACUCCAAGCGCCCGCCUCCGCUCCUUCUUGGCGUCUUGCGUGUACCUGACAAAGCCCAAUCCCUUGAGGCUGUCCAAGCACCGACGGCCAGGGGUGGAGGUCCUUGGAAGGCGGCAAAGGUGGCAAGGAUUGGCCCCCUUACAGCAUUGCGUGUACCCUACAGGCCUGCAGCGUGCUGGCCCUUCACGGGGGGAGCCUCCUGGGGGCUGGGAGGUCUCGGAGGGCAGCAGGUGGCCACGCUUGGCCCCCUUCGCUGUGCUGCGAGCGUGUAUCUCUCUAACAGAACACAGCUGGGCACGCCUCGCCCUCGCCCCUCUUCGCCGUUGGUCUAUCUUGCAACCUCCUUGGGCGUCAGUUUGGUGGCGGCUCGCGCUGCCACGAAUUCGGGGGAUGAGAGAGGGCAGCCCAGCAAAGGGGGCCAGGCCUCGCGACUGUGGCUGCCUUCGGCGGCUUUCUACGCCUGGAGGCUUUCUCUUUGAUAGGGUCCAAGAGGUGGGACGCCUCUAGGGUACAUGCGGAGAGCCGCAAGGGGACUCGGGUGCCGCCUUUUGGCGCCUUCCUUUGCCUCUGGAAAUCCUCACACCACCGCGGAAAACAGGGCGCGCCAGCGCCACCGCAGCUCCAUCCACAGGGUGGGGCGAAGGCUGAGGGCGUGGGCCGUGCAACAUUGUGGGGAGCUUGGUUCCAUUUCGUUUCUGGAUAGGGGCAACCGCUGAAACAAGUGCAGGCUGGUCAUUUUUAAAAUAUCGACAUCACUAGAAUCCAUAGUGAGCACACGCCCCGGCCACUUUUUGCGGUUUUGUUUGUUGCUUUUGGGUUGGCUCCAUCUAACUUCAGCGUCGCUGCUGCAAAGAGACGUGAUCUUCUUUGCUGUGGUUGGGGUUGUCCUAGUGGUUUUUGCGCUUGUGAUUGCGUUCGAAGCAUUGUUCCGGAAGCUGCGGGGUACGAAAGUGCAAGAAUUCAGCUCAAUACCAGGUGAAGCACCCGCACGCGGCGAUUACGAGCGAGGUUUGUACAGUGAGGAGCUGACGCCAUAGGUGAGGCUAAAAAGUAAGAGCCAACUAGACCAAAGCACGCCGACGCACAUUCAAGGCGCGCUCCCCAACGGGGCGAGCGAAGUACUUAGGCAGGAAGCAUUCAUGUUCUACUACACAUUGUUAGGAGGAUAGAUAGUCGGCUCAUUACUCAUUAUGCGUUUUUAUCUCAAUUUCAAAAAAAUGCCAGUCAGUGGCAGAAUGUGCAUUACUGGGUCUUUCCUCCUCCGAUGAAUAAACGCGCUAGAUACCAACUGCUUCGCUGGGUUGUGUGGUGUUAUUUCAAACGCAUUAGAACGCCUGCAGCUGAAAAAACUGAAGCCACUCGGUUUUUAUUGUCUUGUAUAAAUAUGCUUUCAGUGCGUUGCUAGUGGGUGCAGUCCGCCUUUCUUGCUCACUGACUUGGUCGCUCAACUUCUACAUCGCUCCAAGGUUUUGACUUUUCUGUGGGUCAACUCUCAACAGAUCAACAACACGGAACGGGUAGAAGGGGUGAACACUCGAAGGAGUUAUAAGGAAUGGGCAGAAAGCCUGAGACCCUUGGGGAGAGAAGGAAGAAGUAACGUGACUGAAUUUAUUGGCAGAUACAUAACUGAGAAGGGGGGAAUAGGGUUUAGAUCUCGAUCUCCAUAAAAGUGGUCGGCUUUUGUAAGUGGCAACUUACUGGAUCCCAUCAACAAAAUACACGCCAGGCGUCUAAAAUGAUGCACAGGCCUGGAUAUAGAAACUAAAUAGAGCACACAAGCGGCACAGGACUAGGCUACCUCUGUCUCGCCAGUAGUACUCCAGUGAUUCUGCGACACUUAGACGCGCACGCCUUCGCAAAAGCUCGGCGUAAGAGUGUGGGCGCACCUGUGCCAAAAAUAA